AUGAUCGAUAACGCGCUAUAUGGAUUCGCCCGGAUCCCGAAGUCGGAAGAUCCCGGAAGCACUACGGAUGUAUUUGAGGACGGGGGACCGGUGGAUCCAGGCAGGCCCUCGGUGCUUGGUCGCAGAUCAUAUAUCGAUGACAUCUUGAUCCCCGCUAUUAGUUUACUCGAGGCGUGUGAUGAGUGGAAUUUGUCGAUCAGUGUCGUUAAGAGUUUCUGGGGAAUGCCUAAUGUGGAAUAUCUCGGGCAUAGGGUCUCGCACAAUGGACUGGAGGCAAAUCCGAAAGAUCUGUCUGCAUUGACGGAUCUGGCAUUUCCAGGAUCACGCAGAGCUAUGCAGUCAUUAUUGGGAAGUCUGAACUACUAUAGCCGAUUUAUUGAAGGCUACGCGAUCUACGCGUCGGUUCUGUACGAAUUGCGAGAAAUCGACUUUGCUGCGAUGACGAAGGAGGCUACCCAAACGCGGAUCCAACAAGUACUGGAAGUGGAGAACGCAGAUCAAGGAUCGCAGGAAAAUCGGGGUGUCGACCACCGAAGGACCUUGGAUCUGGAGGCGCCCGACCCUAUUGAGGUGGAUCCGCAUCGGAAGGCCACAGUGGUGGUGUACGCUAGCGAUUGGGCCAUCUCAGGAUCAUUGAUGCAAGAAUACGACCAGAUCUACUACCCCUUGACGUUUGCAAGCCGUACUCUGAAGUCGAAUGAGCUAAACUACGGCAUCGCGGAGAAGGAGGUACUAGCCUUUCUGAGGAUCCUCGAUCUUAAUUACAAUGCGUUGGUGGGGCGUCCGAUCCAUGUGUUAACCUGA
Phytophthora megakarya is the source of this 804-nucleotide messenger RNA. The record is from the annotation of a GenBank genome assembly. Lineage: Eukaryota; Oomycota; Peronosporomycetes; Peronosporales; Peronosporaceae.